Messenger RNA from Penicillium maclennaniae, 318 nucleotides. RefSeq lists its product as uncharacterized. The record is from RefSeq and is a predicted model, not a curated record. NCBI's taxonomy places the organism in Eukaryota, Fungi, Ascomycota, Eurotiomycetes, Eurotiales, Aspergillaceae. Bases 1 to 318 code for a protein of 105 amino acids. The transcript has a single exon.
AUGCCCGCUCUCAAUUCUCAUCUCUCAGCUCUACCCUCUUCUCACCAAAUUUCCAACAUGAAGACCUUCAUUGCUUCUCUCGCCCUUCCUCUCCUUGCCGCUGCGGCUCCGACCAUGCAGACCCGCGAGGCCAACCCGCCCUUCAGCGUCAUGGCCAUCCGCUCUGGCUCACCCAUCCACUACUCCCAAAUGAAUGCCGCUGGUCAAAAGUUCUAUCUCGGCGGCCAGACCUCCUCCUACUGCCCGGACCUGGAAGGCCUCACCUGCCCCCCCCAGGCAAUCAGACCGUCAUCGCCGCGGGCGGAAGCGCCUUGGUAA